Messenger RNA from Varanus komodoensis (Komodo dragon), 2721 nucleotides. It is a transcript of the gene TMEM132E, whose product is annotated as transmembrane protein 132E. The transcript is spliced from 8 exons. The record is from RefSeq and is a predicted model, not a curated record. Lineage: Eukaryota; Metazoa; Chordata; Lepidosauria; Squamata; Varanidae. The coding region runs from base 1 to 2721 and encodes 906 amino acids.
AUGAGCACCUCCGAGAGUCAGAGGGCCCGAUCCUGGGGCUGCAUCCGUCUUGACCCGCAUUCCGGGCACUCGGCCGACCGGCUGCCCCAGUGCGAAGCCCGCAGGCAGCACACUCAGGCCAGGGGCGUGCCGACGAGCCCGGAGCCCGCCGAGAGGUCCCCGCCGGCCGCGGCCGCCACCCUCCCGGUGCACUACCGCCUCUCCAACGCCCGCCUGGCCUUCUUCCUGCGGGAGACGCGCCCGGCGCCCGGCGGCAACGGCAGCGCCGGCCUGACGCGCGCCGAGCCCUUCGUGGUGUUCCAGACCAAGGAGCUGCCGCUGCUCAACGCGUCGCUGGGCCCGCUGGGCGCGAGCCAGGCGCUGCCCCGGGAGCUGCUGCAGCCCUCGGGCGCGCUGGAGCUGGCCGAGCGCCUGACGGUCAACUGGAAGGUGCGCGCCUCCAUCGUGCGCGCGCGCGUGCCCGCCAGCGAGCCCACGGCGCAGGUGCUCUUCUACGUGGCGGGCCGCGACUGGGACGACUUCGACGCGGGCGAGCGGCUGCCCUGCGUGCGCCUGCACGCCUUCCGCGAGGCCCGCGAGCUGCGCGCCGCCUGCCGCCUGCAGGGCGGCCUGGCCAGCUGCCUCGCGCAGGCCGAGCUGCCCCAGGCCUGGUUCGGGCCCGCGGCCGCGGAGGAUGAGGGCUCCCCCUUCGAGAUCAUGCAGCUGGACUUCGAAAUGGAGAACUUCACCAGCCAGUCGGUGACGCGGCGCAUCAUGUGGCACGUCGAUUACCGCGGCCGCAACCCGCCGCCUGACCUGGAGAAGGCGGUGACGGAGCUGGCGGUGAUCCAGAGGGACAUCCGCGCCAUUCUUCCCCUGGCCAUGGACACGGAGAUCAUCAACACGGCCAUCCUCACUGGCCGGACGGUGGCCAUCCCCGUGAAGGUCCUUGCCGUCGAGACGACGGGCCUCACCUCGGACGUCACGAACACGGUGGCCUGCAAGUCCAGCAACGAGGACAUCAUCAAGGUCUCCAGCAGCUGCGACUACGUCUUCGUGAGCGGCAAGGAGUCCAGGGGCUCCAUGAACGCCGGCGUCGCCUUCAGCUACGAGCAUCUCAGCGCCCUCCUGGAGAUGACGGUCUGGGUGCCCAAGCUCCCGCUGCACAUCGAGCUCUCGGACCCCUGGCUCAGCCAGGUGAAGGGCUGGCGAGUGCCCAUCUUGCCGGACCGGCGGUCGAUACGGGAGAGCGAGGAUGACGAAGAGGAAGAGGAGCGGCGGCAGAGCCGGGGCUGCACCCUGCAGUACCAGCACUCUUCCCUGCAGGUCUUCACGCAGUUCCACACCACCUCCUCCGAGGGCACCGACCAGGUGGUCACCAUGCUCGGCCCCGAAUGGAUGGUCGAGGUCACGGACCUGGUCAGCGACUUCAUGAAGGUCGACGACCCCCGGGUGGCCCACAUGGUGGACAGCAGCACCCUCGCUGGCCGGGAGCCCGGCACCACUGUCUUCAAGGUGGUGUCUCCGCUCGUGGAAGCCGUCCUCGGAGAAGCCCUGGUCACCGUGGCGGACGAGAAGGUCAGCAUCACCGAGCUGAAGGCCCAGCUCAUCUCCAACCUCUCCUUGACGCUUCACCCCAGCCCGGGGAGCAGCCACACCAUCGUGGCCAAGGCGACGGCGCAGCAGACCCUCAACUUCUCCAAGCAGGAGGCGCUGCUGAGCCUCUGGGUGCUGUACAGCGACGGCACCACGGCUCCCCUGUCCCUGUACGACCCCAGGGACUACGCGCUGGUGGUGACGAGCCAGGACACGGCGGUGGUGUCGGUGGUGCCCGGCCGGGCCGUCCCGCUGGUGCGGGCCGAGGGCGAGGGCUUCGGCGAGCUGCUGAAGGUGGAGCUCACCAUCUGCGAGGCCUGCCAGAAGACCAAGCGCAAGAGCGUGCUGGCCACGGCCCUGGCCAGCGUCCGCGUGCACUUCAGCUCCGAGGAGGAGCCCAGCUAUGACUACGAGCCCGUGCAGACGCCCAGCCGGCCCGGGCGGGAGAGGGGCGUCCCGGGCACCACGCCCCGGGCGGAGGGGAGGUGGCGCCCGGUCCCCAGCCCGGAGCGCCGUCCGCCGAGCGCCGUGCUCCCCACGGAGGACUUCCCCACCAUUCCCACGGGCUACGUGCAGGUGCCGCGGGGCCUGACGGACCUGGAGAUCGGCAUGUACGCCCUGCUGGGCGUCUUCUGCCUGGCCAUCCUGGUCUUCCUCAUCAACUGCGUCGUCUUCGUGCUCCGCUACCGGCACAAGCGCAUCCCGCCGGAGGGCCAGACCAGCACGGACCACUCGCACCACUGGGUCUUCCUGGGCAACGGGCAGCCCCUGCGGGCCCGGGGCGACCUCUCGCCGCAGCCCGGGGGCCCCGGCGGGGCGCCGGAGGGCGUGCAGGGCUGCUGCCCCGGGGACCAGCACAGCAGCGGCUCCUCGCAGACCAGCGUGCAGAGCCAGGUGCACGGCCGCGGGGACGGCUCCUCGGGGGGCUCCACCCGCGACCAGAGCGAGGACCCGCUGAACUCCCCCACCUCCAAGCGCAAGCGGGUCAAGUUCACCACCUUCGCCACCAUGCCUUCCGAGGAGCUGGCCUACAACUCGGUCCCCGUGGCCGACGAGGAGGACUUGGAGUGGGUCUGCCAGGACGUGGGGCUGCGGGACCCCGAGGAGCUGCGCGGCUACAUCCACCGGGUCAAGGAGAUCGCGUGA